ACGCGAUCAACAGACGGACCAAACGGUAGUCACGCUUGCCCCUGAAUGGACGUAAGUUUCUGCGUUUCCGUCGGUUGUUCAUUCGAUUUUACACACCUGAGCCCUAUUAUUGGUCUCUGGACUGGCGACUAACUUGCGGGUGCGAUCCGUGUGCGAUGUGAAUAAUAAUAACAGAUCGAGUUGAAGCACGAGUGUGUGUGCUGGGAUGAUUCUCGGAUUCUUCCAGUCGAGUGGUUUUUGUUUCUAUUGAAUCCAAUGUGAAUAUAAUAAAACCUUCCUUGUUUGCCGAUGUUAAUUUAUUGCAAUUCAAGCAAAUAUCCGAGUGAAUGAGAUUAUCGUGAAACAAGAGCGAUUCAAACGCGAGUGCUUGAGAAUGUUUGAGAGCAGCAAGAUCAAAAACCUACAGCAGGUUACGACAUCCAAAGUGUGUUUAUUUAUACACAAAAUACGCAGCAGAUAAUCUGAUUUCUGGAAGGAACCCCUCGCAUCGCUGCACUCCCUCGCGUUUCUGCGUCACGAGAAGAAUAUUGUGCAAAACUGCCCUUUUCCGUUAGUGUGUGAGUGAAAAACUGGCACACGGAAAGCACAGCCGCAGCAUAGCACGCAGCAGCAGCAGCAAACAGCAUCGAGAGUUUAUUGACAUUUUGACUUCGCAGCGCUUGUCGCCGUCAUUUGCCACACAUUCCUGCUAGUGUGAAAAUUGAAAAAAAUAAAAUUGCUCAACCAAAACAUUGGGCAAUUCAUCAUUCCGAUGAGAAAGUGAAUUAAAAUUGCAACAGCAGCAGCAGCAAUAGUGCAAAAUAUCGCGAAUUGACUCCCAAAACACGAUACAAAAGGCUGCCGUAGGUUUGUGUGCCCAGCAGACAGCAGAAGAAAGAAGAGAAAAAGUUGGGCCCAUCAAACUACUUUAUAGCGUGAUGCGUAUCAAAAAGUUGCUAGUGCAAAUGAAAAAAUAUAAAUGCUGACAAUCCACGCGAGUGAAAUUGCAUAAAUGGAAGCAAACAUCAACCGCAGGCGAUUCAAUUGUGAGUAAAACGGUGCAUUUAAACGGUACUAUUCCUGUACAAUAACACGCUACAAAAACAUUCGGUGGAUGCUGUCAAUGACAGUUUGGCGGAAGGCUUGAAAACUUACCCAACAGACGGGCGGAUUCUCCAGCAGGCCGGAGCUGAAUACCGUACAGGCAGAACCCGCUUUGCGUUGACAUCCAUCCAAUUGCCGUGUGGCAGAGCUGACGUGGACUUAGGACCUGGUGGCAGAAGCAGUACCAGCACUAAUUAGAUCGACUGAGGAACAUUUUUAAAUGAGCGGAAAUGAUAGCAGCACAGGCGGCAGCCAAUAAAUUAGAACAGCUUUGGUAGGCCGACAAAGCCCGAGGAAGACAAUAUCCUGGUACCGAACCGAGCAUCAUCGUGGGUACAAAACGGGAAAGAUAUUCCACUAUUAAAAUGACGCUCUACUGGUGGAAUCACUGGUUCUGGAUCACCGUCUGCGGUGUGGUCCUGAUAGAAUGUACCCCACUCAGUUCGAUUGAUUCCUAUCCCAGCAAAUUGGCCAAAUUAGAGGAAAAUAGUAACAAAUCAACAUAUCUGAAGCGGGCUGGUGAGUUCUCCAGUAUGACCGCCGGAGGCGGCGGCGGAAAUGUCAGCGGGAGACCUGGCCCUCAUUUCAUAUCAUCACUUCCGCCGAUGGCAGCCGCUUCCAGUGGAGUGCUGCCUUCGCCCUCCAAUGGCGGCUCGCAGACAGCACCGACCGUCAACAGUAUCGUAUCGGACGAAGCUUUCGUUCCGGAGCAUCAAACGGACAUCGAUGACACUUUCGCCGGUGGAAGCUUGGCUGGUACAGAUUUCGCACCGGGUGUCAUGACAUACACGCGGAAAGAUGCCGAAGCAGGUAGCAGUACGGCACCGAGUGCCGGGGUUACCGAGGAAACGGUGGUAUCCAGUACGACCGCCACAGCUGCGGUCGUCACCGGUUCCGAUCGGCGGUUCAAGAAGAACGGCACAAUUUUCACCCGUAAUGAGCAGAACAUCACAACCCUUAAGCUGAAGAAUUACAACCGAGGAAUGGAACGGGAUGAUCUCAAGGAACCGCCCCGCGUACCGGACCGUGGCACCCGUUUGGUGGAAACGCUGCUACUGACGGCCGUCGAUAACAGCACUGAUGCCGCCCUACUGACCCUCGAGCACGGAACGGAACGGGUAGAGUUGGUGGACGAGGACACCGGCAACGGUACCAUCGUUCGUGUCACUAACAACCCGGACGAGUCUCCCGACGAUGAUAAUGCGACAUUGGCGGUCCUCCCGUCCGUACCGAUCGAUGAUGACGCGCCCUCGCUGUCCUCCAGGGACAACCGCAGUAGCUUUAAUACUGGUAGUAGUAAUAGUAGCUUUAGUAGCAGUAGUGAUAGUAGCAAUAGUGACCGGGAUAUUCCCGAUGCUAGCCAUAGUGAUAGUACGAGCAGUGAAGGAGAAGGAGAGACAGGCAGCGUCCCGAGUGCAAGCGAUCGACGGAUUGGAAAAAUUCUGUCAUCCGAUUUUCGGGACUUCAUUGGCAGCGGUACCAACCCGAACGCCAGCAGUUACAUCUCGAGAGCGAUUGCGUUUUCCACCCAGAACCUACAGGAGGGAAUUGACGAUCAGGAUCACCCUCUGGAGGAUGACGAUUAUCGGCGCAGCUCGCGGGCUCAGCAGCGGUUGAAUGUGGGCGCCAUUUCCGGCAUCUGCUUGGCUUCGUUGGGAGUACUGUCCGGCUUAUCGGCAGCGCUGAUUAUCCUCUACCGGAGGUAUCUGUACAUCAACAAACCGCAAACCCUAAGCGAACCGGACUCGAGCGGCUACAUCGACGACAGCACCAUUCGUGACAAUUCGGACGAGAUGUACAGCCUGGAUAACGAUUCCUUCCUGAACUCGCUCGAAGCAAUGACAAUUCAGAACUACUGGACCGAUAACGUGAAACAUACCAAGUUGUAAGGCUUUCGACUAAAACAAAAUAAUCUGUAAACUGUGAACAUUAUAUUUUACACACUUUAGUACCUACGUUAUUUAUAGAUUACAAUUUUUUGCAAUCGUUCUAUCGUAAGCCGUCCCUAAUAGUGAUUGAAGAUAAUAAUUAACACUUAGUUACUGAGUUUAGCAUUAGUGAUGGACAACUUUCAGAGCAGCAGAAAUGUGUUUCCUUUCAUUUUCGGUUACCUCGUUUUAACUUUACAUUCCAACCGGUCGUUUAAGUGCUGGAGAAAAGACAGAACAGAACGGUUUGAAGUUGUGAUCCACGGUUGGUAUAGAGAUGUAGACUUAAAAUUGAAGUGGAAAACAGCAACACCCACAUAUAUAUUUAUAGGUAUGAAUUGGCAGCAAACAACCGGAGGAAGGGUUUUUAUUUUUUAUAUCUGACUUUGCAAAGCUGACUAAAGUAAGAGUAAAUGCGUGAAUUGUUGCGUCUCAUAUGUGGUUCAAAUUCGAUUGUAAGUAAAAAACAGUGAACAAAACAUCAUAAAAUCAAAGUACUUAGAAUGCGUACUUUUUGUGUAGUGGAGAGGAAGUACCGCGGCUACAACUGUCGUUGUGUCAUGAGAAUUGUACAACUCUUUCUAAUUACUUAACUCUUUUUUUGUGAAAAUAAACAUCACACUGAAUUGGA
Wyeomyia smithii (pitcher-plant mosquito) is the source of this 3642-nucleotide messenger RNA. RefSeq lists its product as uncharacterized. The transcript is spliced from 6 exons. NCBI's taxonomy places the organism in Eukaryota, Metazoa, Arthropoda, Insecta, Diptera, Culicidae. The coding region runs from base 1449 to 2972 and encodes 507 amino acids. The record is from RefSeq and is a predicted model, not a curated record.